Molecule: messenger RNA, 1073 nt
Organism: Pseudocercospora fijiensis CIRAD86
Lineage: Eukaryota; Fungi; Ascomycota; Dothideomycetes; Mycosphaerellales; Mycosphaerellaceae
Exons: 1
Coding region: 104-1009 (301 amino acids)
Biological process (GO): translation
Cellular component (GO): ribosome; mitochondrion
Molecular function (GO): RNA binding; structural constituent of ribosome
Source: RefSeq, a predicted model, not a curated record
GCGGUCUAAAAGGGCGGAGAGGGUUGCAAACAAAGCCAGAAAAGAAAGACUCGAACGCGAAGCAAAGUCGAAAGCAUGGGAACGAAAUCAGGCACGAGUGCGAAUGGUCAGAGAGAACACGAAGGCAUUGCAACAAGAUCGAAAGAAUCGUCGAGAGGACUGGCAAGCCGGCGCGCUGGCACCGCGAAGGGAUGUCGGGGAUCUCCAAACCAGAUACGGCGCAAUCCCAGUCUUCAGCAUCCAUUUGCCAGAGCGAGAUCCUGAGGCCAGGCCGAAAUGGGCACCCAUACGAAAAGGAGACAGAGUAGUCGUCUUGAGUGGCAGAGACCGCGGCAAGAUUGGCGAAGUCAAGGACUACGAUAGCGUGAGAGCCGCAGUGCAAGUGGCCGGCCUGAACAUGGUCGACAUCAUAGUACCAGAGUGGUUGAGGCAGGAGAAGAACAUCGAAGACCAGCCAGAACUGCAGAGCGUGGAGAAAUUCUUUCAUCUCGAGGAUGUACGGCUUGUAUUCCCGCUCCCGGAUCCGGAGACUGGAGAACCGCGAGACGCCAUUAUUGACCAGCUGGUUGAAACAUCAAAAGGUCGACGUGCUAUUGCUGGUACUAACACCAUAAUUCCAUACCCACCCCAAGAUAAAGCGGUCGGUCACACAGAUUACGAUUGCGAUACUGUUCGGAUGGUUCUUGAAGAGCGCACCUUCAUCCCCACCCUUAUAAGAUCGCCCAUGCCACUAUCAGUCAUUGAUGAGCUGCGAGGCAGGUACAGCAAAUUUAGGACACGGCAUCACCACGAGUAUAUCCAGAGGAAGGAAGCAGAAGACGUUAGGGAGCAAGCACGGAAGGGACUCAUCAAGACUAUGCGUACGCCACUUCAGCAGCUUGCUGAGCUUCGGGAGAAGAAGAAGAAGGAGGAGGACAGGGAGCUCACGGUUGAGCAGUUGGCGAGAAUCGGAGAAGUCAUGGCGAUGGAGCGGACGAGGAAGCUUGGCGGGCAAGCGGCUACUGCGUGAGGCAUGCGUAUUGCUCGUUUGUAAGAUACCCAAUGUAUACUGUGCUCUCAGCGUGUUGUCGGCC